Zea mays is the source of this 2094-nucleotide messenger RNA. RefSeq lists its product as uncharacterized. NCBI's taxonomy places the organism in Eukaryota, Viridiplantae, Streptophyta, Magnoliopsida, Poales, Poaceae. Bases 73 to 1749 code for a protein of 558 amino acids. Gene Ontology annotation, molecular function: zinc ion binding; nucleic acid binding. The record is from RefSeq and is marked validated. The transcript is spliced from 2 exons.
CUGGCGUUGGCGAAGGGCUCUGCUGCCUCCGUCCACGAAUCGGCAUCCCCAUCCCAUACCAUCGACCCACGAAUGCCCCCGACUCCCGCACGGCCGCCCCCCGCCGUCGCCGCCGGCGAGCCGUCGGCGAUGGGCUACGACCAGGGCCUGCCUCCCCAUGACGCCACCUGGCCGCAGAGAUCCGACUACGACCCAUACGCCUACGCCCGCCACAGCGCCGCUGCCGCCUCCUCCUACUACCAGCCGCCCCCACCGGGAACGGAGCAUGCUGCUCCCGCGGCCGCCUUCUCGUCGUGGUCGUCCGCAGUGGGAUCAUCGAACAGCGUCAUAGUGGGCGGGCCAGGGGCGGAGCCUUUAGCCGUCCCCGCGCUGUCGCAGCCCACCGGCUUCGCCACCUCGAUUGGGUGGUCCGGGGGCGACGUGGGACACCUGCCGUACUACGACCCGCAGUACCAGACGGCGCAGCAUCCCACGGCGGUUGGGGGUGGUAUAGGUACACUCAACGGUGUAAGCAGAGGUCGUGGGCCUUCGCAAGGUGGAGGCAGAGGUGGAAGCCCUAUGUAUCAUCCUCUUAUAUGGAAUGCAGGAAUUACAUCACCACGUGGUAGAGGCCGUGGGCGAGGUCGAGGCAGUGGCCGAGGUCGUAGAAACAAGAGCAGUGAUAGGCAGUUAGCCAUUCAAGCAUCCGGUGGAUCUUUUGCAUUACAGGCUCAGCCCGAAACGGUCUGUGCACCAGCACACAUGGUGCAAGCUACAACCAGCAGUUCAACACGGGGUACUGUUGUUCCAGCUGCUUGGUGUGAUAUAUGCCACGUGGGGUGUAAUAGCAAGGAAAUCCUUGAGCAGCACAAAAAUGGAAAGAGGCAUAAACGGUCUGUUCAGAGAAUGCAAGAUAUGGCUCGCCUGCAAGGUACGACUCCUGCUAUAGCUGACAUGGGUGCUCCAUCAUCUUCUCAGUUAGCUGAAGUAGAAGGCCCCUCUAGGUCAGUACAUAUGGUCCCACCUCUUGGUUCAACAAGCCUUAGUGGGGAGCACAAAGACUUGGCUCCAGAAAAUGUCGGAGCUUCAGUUUAUGGGGUGCAAAUUACUGAGGUGCCAGGCAGUUCUUCCAAGCAAAACAAAACACAUCAUACAUCAACAGUUGGUCACGGUGUUGAAGCACAGGUAGAACUGCAUGUCGCUGUUCAAGCUUGUCAGCCUUCAAAUGAGAUGAAAGAUGGCGGUGAAGCCCCACCAAAUGCAACAGGUCCAUCAAAUGCACAACUGGUGGAAGCAAGGAUGGGUGUCAACGGCAACAACAAUGGCUCAAAGAGGAAACCGACAGGAGCUGGCCGUGGUCGAAAGAAGCUGAGAGUGUCUCAAGCCCCACAGCAAAGGCGGCCUGAGCGAGUAAGGGAGCAACCGCUAGUCUGCACCAUUUGCAACGCGAUUUGUGAUACAAGAGCUGUAUUUGACAUCCAUCUGGUUGGUAAAAAGCAUCAAUCACGACUCAAGCGUUCUCAAGGCCCAGACGUGUUGUUCGGUCCUUUGGUUGGGCAUAUUCCUCCAAACCAGUCCGCAGCUCACAUGACAGGAGCCCCUGAGCCACUGUAUUUUGGCUUUAAGAGUAUGGGAGCUUCUUUGGUUGAGCAGGAGGCAUAUCUGGCUGGCGCGAUGCAGCACGUGUUGCCCGUUCUUCCACAAGCUGGUCCAACCAUCAUGGCUGCUGAUUAUCCUGCACAACCGGUGGCUAGCAAUCGGUGCUGCUAGCAAUGGAAGACCUGUAACUGCAUCACUGUGCACAGCCGUUGGGGAAGCUGAAGUGAGAAUGUGACAGGCAUGCCUGUAUGUGCCCCGCAUGAUGUCUACUGCCUCACAGGUUUCAUUGCUUUUCGGUGGGGGCGACUGGAGAGCAACCGAAUUCGUAGUAGAAGUAGUACUGAACAAUCUGAAUAUCAGAUGAAACCAUAGAACUCGUCUCCCAGUCUGCAAAAUGCACAAGGCUUCCGUCGAAUUGCUAGUAGUACUAUGAUGGAACAAUUUGGUUGACAUAGGCCUGGGUGUAUGUCUGCAAAACGCUUUUUUAAAGUCGGUCUCAACAGCGACUUUUUAUGA